Messenger RNA from Tachyglossus aculeatus (Australian echidna), 628 nucleotides. It is a transcript of the gene MAP3K7CL, whose product is annotated as MAP3K7 C-terminal like. Lineage: Eukaryota; Metazoa; Chordata; Mammalia; Monotremata; Tachyglossidae. The transcript has 5 exons. Bases 124 to 552 code for a protein of 142 amino acids. Gene Ontology annotation, cellular component: nucleus; cytosol. The record is from RefSeq and is a predicted model, not a curated record.
GGGGGCUCUGCCAUCUGUGACGAAGGAGGCCGCGGGCACAGGUCGGCGCUGGACCGUCCGGAGGCAGGCAGGGGACCCGAGGAGCUGGAUGCCUCCGAGGACAGCGAAGCCUCCGGCGCCCACAUGAUCCCGACGGCCACGGUGGCCGCCCACAGGCCCGUGCGCAUCGCCUUCAGCCUCAGUGAUGCCCCAGACGCCGAUUCCCAGGAAGAAGCCGUUCCCUCGGCCUUCCCAGACCUGGACCAGCAGCUCCAGCCUCUCCCUCCCUGCCAUGGCAACAAGGAGUCCAUACAAGUGUUCAAGCAGCACUGCCAGAUCGCCGAAGAAUACCACGAGGUCAACAGGGAGAUCGCCCGGCUUCAAGAGAGGAAGAAGGAGCUGCUUUUGCGCCUGGACCGAGCGGAGGAGGAGAACGUGGACGCGGAGCAGCUGGGCCGGGAGUUUGCGGCCCUGAGCGAGGAGAACCGCGCCCUGCAGCGCGCCCGCGCCCACUGCGCCCAACGCCUGGACCAGCUGCGCCAGCAGUACCACAAGCGCCAGGGCUCCUCCUAGCCCCGCCGACCCACACGCCCCGAGGCCCAACCGCACACGGACGCGCGCGGACGCACACGGACGGACACGGACGGAC